Messenger RNA from Nematocida major, 1548 nucleotides. RefSeq lists its product as uncharacterized. Bases 1 to 1548 code for a protein of 515 amino acids. NCBI's taxonomy places the organism in Eukaryota, Fungi, Microsporidia. The transcript has a single exon. The record is from RefSeq and is a predicted model, not a curated record.
AUGGGUGGGAAAUGGGUGCAGCUGGACUUCAAAAGAACAAAAAGCAGCGACAUACAGCCAGGCGAGGACUUUGCGCACACGGAUGUAGCCAAAAAGCUGUCUAGUGUUUAUAAAGAAUUCGUGACGUGUGGCAUAGAUUCCGACAUUCUCGCGACUCCCCUUACUAUACGGCCGGGCCUGACAAUAGAGGAGAGGCAGAAGAACUGGGCAUUUACGAACUUUUUCAAAACCAAAGAAACAAUCCCCAUCAACAUCCAGGCGUGCAAAAAAAGCCUAGAAAGGCCUGCCUCCACGAUCACCAUAAACCGAUCAGCCGAGAAGGGCUCGCCGUAUAUAAUGUACUCUGUGGACGGCCACAAAUACUACAUACACAAGGACAGGACCACAGACAGGCAGGAUAGCACGGUUUUUCUGACAAGGCAGGAAGCCCCGCAAAAGAUAGGCCUGCACAAAAGCACAGUGCACUUUCUAGGGAGAGACUCGCUCGAUGUUGUAGCGGCAGAGACACGCGCCAAAUACCGGCUGUCCGUGCCCAACGCGAUAGACAUGGCUAUUCCAGAAAAAAGGGGCAGCACUAUCCCCGUGCUCAGAGACAGAGGGCUGGGAAAGCCGGCUGAAAGCAUGCUGUUUGACAGGGUGGAUAUGGCUACUGGGAAAAUAGAGGGAUACCGCAUAGCGUGCAGCGGCCAGGGCAAAUUUCGCAAGGUAGGAAACACCUGGCAUCCGAAGCAGUAUGUGUGCCUGUCUGCAGACGCUGCCUCUGUGGUUGACGUGCGGGAGAAGGCUUCCAGGAGCUUUUGGAGGCUAAAAACAAUGGGAAAGGGAAAUGUGGGGGCAGCGGAUGUGCCAAGCAACUACAAGGUGGAAAAAGGGAGAGGAAGCACAAUGCACAUUUUCACAGGAUACACGCUUGGGGCUUUUGACAUGCGGAAUCUGUCGGCUGAGACGGGGCUUUCGUACACAAACAUCACGAAUGGAACAAUGUCGGUUGGCAAACACAUUGCAGUGUACAACAAGUACGGGCACUUCUAUUUCCAGAACGCGCAAGACAGCAGCGAUAGCAUUGUGAAGAUUUAUAAAUUUAACACAGACAAGUUUCUCCUGGGGUUUGAGUGGGCCGGAAAGUCUGAAGAGCAUAUGUACAGCACAGCUGCUUUCCUGUUUUCCAGCAAGGUGUGCAUAUACACAGGCGAUGGAAACAUGCAGGAGCAUCCAAUAGACGAAUACAGAGUGCCUAAUGCGCCCGAGCACCGCCUGGCCACAACGCUGAGAUUAACCGGAAGCUUUGUGCCGCUGCUGUUCAAUAAAAACAGGCCGCUCGUGCCGGAGGAGGAGCAUGACAGCAGGAAGCUGACCCUUUUGGAGAGGUCGCUGCAGGACGGGUUUCGAGACCCGCUGGUGCCCGCAAGCAUGGAGGGGAUCGCACAGGAGCCCAACGAAAGCGUCAAAAAGGUCAUCCCGUACACAAAUAUGAUGAACUUCCUAACGGUGGGAGAGAAGGCGUCUCUUCUAAAGCCAAAAAAAGACAGGAAAGAGCACCCGCAGUAG